Messenger RNA from Phycomyces blakesleeanus NRRL 1555(-), 1761 nucleotides. RefSeq lists its product as hypothetical. The transcript has 2 exons. NCBI's taxonomy places the organism in Eukaryota, Fungi, Mucoromycota, Mucoromycetes, Mucorales, Phycomycetaceae. Gene Ontology annotation, biological process: deoxyribonucleotide catabolic process. The record is from RefSeq and is a predicted model, not a curated record. Gene Ontology annotation, molecular function: 5'-nucleotidase activity. The coding region runs from base 175 to 1212 and encodes 345 amino acids.
AUAAAAAAAAAUUAAUUUCACUUCUUCCUCUUCCUCUUCUUCUCAUUACUACCUUUUGUGUCCUCUAUUGCUUAUCCAUUUUGAUUUCUAUACACAAAUACAAUUCAUUUCAAUUCAAUUGAACUCAAUUAACAACCUCAAGUUAAAAUAAUAAAAAAAUAAUCAACGAAUAACAUGCCCACAAUUCUCAAGCACCAACCUCGUCGAGUUCUUGCAGUCAAUCUUGACCAGACUCUGUCACACACCCUCGAAGCCCUCGUUAAAUGGCACAACGACACCUAUAGCACUCACCUGACAAUUGAGGACUUUGAUACCUAUGACUUUGCCGCAGUCUGGGGCGGGUCUCAGGAAUCUACAUGCGAUAAGAUCCGUGCGUUUUACGACUCUGAAUACUUUGAACGCAUUCCACCGAUCCAAGACUUUGCGCUCGAGGCCCUAAAGAUGUUCAAGAAGCGUAAAUUUACACUGGUAAUCAUUACCUCUCGUCAGCAAUUCGUUGCUGCUCAAACCAAACAGUUUGUUGAUCGCCACUAUCCAGGUCUAUUCGAAAGCAUUUACUUUUGUAAUCUUGGUCUUUCCAAUGCUGAGCAAUUAGAAUACGUUUCAAAAUCAAAGGCCACAAUCUGUAAAGAAGUUGGCGUAGAUGUCUUAAUUGAUGAUUCCCUUGAUCACGCACUGGACUGUGCCCAACUCGGGAUCAAGGUGCUUCUGUAUGACCGCAAGGGGCAGUACACCUGGAACCACCUGGAACCCAACACACAAGCAUCAGCAGCAUCAGCAGCAUCACCGGUAGAAGUAGAAGGACGACAUUCGACAAACUCUCGCUUGACUCUGACGUCAACAUCGCGGAAACUCUACCCGCCUACAAAGACAACCGUGCGAGCGCUACCAUCCAACGUGAAACGUGUGACUAGUUGGAAGGACAUCUUGGCCCAGCUUCCAAAACCGCGCAGUCCACUUUCGGCCUGCUACUUCCCUGAAGACUUUGAGUGCAAUGCUAAUGCGGAAUCCGAAGAGUCAGAAGUGUCAGAAUAUGAAGAAGAUUUCUACGAUGGGUCUACCUUUGUGGACCAAAGCAACCAAGGCUACGAGACAAUUGAAAUCGAUGAACUGACCGAAGAUGAGCUAGAAGAUGAAGAUGAAGAUGAAAUUUCUCAAGCCAAACAUCUUUACGCCGAUGACUCUUGGAACGACACCAUUGUUUGGGCUUAAGAAAGAAAGAAAGAAAGAAGAAAUAUAUAUAUAUACUAUACUAUACAUACAUACAUGCAUACAUACAUACAUACAAAUUUUAUUGUUGUUACUCUUUAUUGAAUUAUUUAGUUAGUGAAGUCAAUUGGUUAGUUAAAAACCAACUUCUUUAACAUGUACAUUUUACCCAUCUUUUUUUUACUUUAAAAAAAAAUCAUUUUAUUUUUGUAUUAUUUUCCUUUUUUUCUUUUCAUUCGUCUGCUUCUUUGAUUCAAUUUUUCUGUAAUACAUAAAAAUCCAAAAAAAAAUAAUCCAAUUUUGUGUUUCACUCAACGGUUGGCCUGUAACAUGUGUGACACUAAAAUCCCAAUGACUAUCUUUUUCUUUCUUUCUUUCGUUCCUUUCUUGUAUAUAAAAAAAAGUAAUAUAUAAUAUGAUAUAAUAUAAAAGUCACUUUUUUAUAUAUAUAUCUAUAUAAAUAAAUAAAAUAUGUAUUUUGUUGUUGUGGGACUACUCUGCCAAAAAUAAUAAAAUAAAAGCGCCUUACCAAACAUUACAUUGUUACCCGUU